AUGACAAUUGAUUUGGCGGUGAUAUUCAUUGGAAUUCAAAUUAUGGCAGCUCUGAAUAUUCUCAACGAUUACAUGAAACUGAUUGAUAAGAAAGCUAAGAAAAUUCCGAAUUAUCUUAAGCUAAUCAUCAUUCGCCACAAUGAUAUUAUUGACAAAGUGAAUUUGUUCAAUGGUGCCAUUCAGAAGACAGCAUUUGUUCAGAUCUUGACCAUUCUGUGUAUCUUUGGCGAACUUGUUAAGAUGAAAACCGAGCGACUUUCGGAGACUCUUUACCUCACAAAUUGGUACGAAUUGAGCGUGAAGGAUCAGAAGGCGUUUCUUCUCAUCCUCGCGAUGGCGCAGAAGGAUUUCGGACUGAAAGCAGCCGGAAUAUGGGGAAUGCGAUUCAUCGUCUUGUCCGCAACUGCUAUUUCAGUUGCAAUGACACCGAACAGCGACUUCGGGUUAUUUAUGAAAAUUCUUGGCCCAAAAACAGUUCCCGAAGAAGUAGAUUACUUAAUACAAAUAAUCAUGAUGGCAAUUAGUGCGAUUUCCGUUUGUACGAUUGAUUUGGCGGUGAUUUUCAUUGGCAUUCAAAUUAUGGCCGCUCUGAAUAUUCUCAACGAUUACAUGAAACUGAUCGAUAAGAAAGUCAAGGAAAUUCCGAAUUAUCUUAAGCUUAUCAUUAUUCGUCACAAUGAUAUUAUAAAGAAUAUUAAUUCGUUCAAGGAAUCCAUUGAGAAGACGGCGUUUGUUCAAGUCGCAAGCAGUAGUUUGCUUUUGAUCUUUAUAUUUCUCUUUGUGCGGAAAGAAAGCAAUCAAAUCACAGCAUAUGUAUUAUGCUUAACAGGAAUCAGUCAGAUUUUACUUCUGUGUAUCUUUGGUGAACUUCUGAAGAUUAAAACCGAGCGACUUUCGGCGACUCUUUACCUCACAAAUUGGUACGAAUUGAGCGUGAAGGAUCAGAAGAUGUUUCUUCUCGUCCUCGCGAUGGCGCAGAAGGAUUUCGGACUGAAAGCAGCCGGAAUGUACGACGUGAACUUGAAUGCUUUUCUUAAGAUCCUCAAAUUGGCGAUGUCGUACUGCGCUAUUUUGUAUUCUUUAAGCAACUGA
Messenger RNA from Phlebotomus argentipes, 1092 nucleotides. Its product is annotated as odorant receptor 4-like. Gene Ontology annotation, molecular function: olfactory receptor activity; odorant binding. The record is from RefSeq and is a predicted model, not a curated record. Gene Ontology annotation, cellular component: plasma membrane. Gene Ontology annotation, biological process: detection of chemical stimulus involved in sensory perception of smell; sensory perception of smell. Lineage: Eukaryota; Metazoa; Arthropoda; Insecta; Diptera; Psychodidae. Bases 1 to 1092 code for a protein of 363 amino acids. The transcript is spliced from 3 exons.